GCGCAACUUUCCCUGCGGGGCGGGGUGGCGCACAGUCCGGCGCACAGCGCACCGCAGCCACCUACCCUGCGCGCACCGUCCUUCCUCCUCUGCUCCGACAAACAUGGGUGUCGAGAAGGAAAAGCUGGAGACCAGCAUAAUCAUGGACGAAGAUGAGUUUAACAGAUCCAUAGAGCCUAUUCUGUCGAAAAAGGGAGAGGUGUAUCCAACAGCGCCGGACAGGGAUCCAAAUGAGAUCAACAGGCAUCUGAAGGUGAGUUUUGAGGAUGUGAUCGGAGAGCCAGUUUCCACCCACAGUUUCGACAAAGUUUGGAUAGGAAGCCACGCAACCUUCGAGCUGGUCAAGUUCUUCUUCUACCGCCUGCUCACCACUCUGCUGGCUGUGCCCAUGGCUUUUAUACUCGGGCUCAUUUUUGGAGUGCUCAGCUGCGUCCAUAUCUGGUUGGUGAUGCCAGUGAUCCAGAGUUGUAUGAUGCUACUACCCUCAGCGCAGAAAAUAUGGCAGAGCCUGACGGACAUUUUCGUAACACCGCUGUUCCACAGCUUUGGAAAAUGUUUCUCCUCCAUUCAGGUUCAAAUAUUAGAAAACUGACGUAGUCACCUCUGUGCACCAAGGAAGAAAAUACCUUCUUUUGGAGAGAGUGGAGUUUUUGGAAAGAAAAAAAAAAAACUUAAACUUAAGCUCUUAUAAAGUAAAAUGUAAAGUACAGAAAAAAGUUUUUUUUUUAAAUGCAUGGGAAAAAAGAAGAGGAAGAAAGAUAUAUCGAUUUUUGGCCUGUUUGGGGCUUUUACUACCUAAUCAUCCUUUGCAUUUAUUUGGUUUUAUUUUGGUUUAUGAAAACUGUUUUUGCUGUUUUCUCUGAAGUAGAAAAGUCUUGCUGCAUAGCUAGUAAAAUAUCUAUUGGCACAAGAUUGUAUGAUAGUCAGAUUCCACAAUAAAAUGAAGACUGCUGAAUUAAGUGCUAUCUAGGUGCUGUUAUCAGGACACUGUCUGGUGAAGUGUUAGCUGUUGUUACACAUUCAAUACUCUUCUUUUGAAAUUUGAAGGGAACAGGUUUAUGAGUUUGGGCCCUUUUGUGCUGAUGGUGCUAAAUAAGAAAAAAAAGCUUUCUGAGUGUUUGCAGUAAGAAAAGGUGCAAAUCUUUAACUGCUUUUAAUAUAGGUGACAUCAUUUAAUGUUGGUCAGCAUUUUGAGACUAUCACAGCUGGUUAACUGUCAGCCAUUGGCAUCGGUUUUACAGUUUCCUAAACUGAAGGACCAUUUUGUGGUUUUAAAAUUCAAAGUGUAAAACUUUUAA
Cyprinodon tularosa is the source of this 1298-nucleotide messenger RNA. It is a transcript of the gene cav2, whose product is annotated as caveolin 2. Gene Ontology annotation, molecular function: protein kinase binding; molecular adaptor activity. The record is from RefSeq and is a predicted model, not a curated record. The transcript is spliced from 3 exons. The coding region runs from base 104 to 592 and encodes 162 amino acids. Gene Ontology annotation, cellular component: cytoplasmic vesicle; caveola; perinuclear region of cytoplasm. NCBI's taxonomy places the organism in Eukaryota, Metazoa, Chordata, Actinopteri, Cyprinodontiformes, Cyprinodontidae. Gene Ontology annotation, biological process: insulin receptor signaling pathway; positive regulation of MAPK cascade; caveola assembly.